Molecule: messenger RNA, 309 nt
Organism: Macrosiphum euphorbiae (potato aphid)
Lineage: Eukaryota; Metazoa; Arthropoda; Insecta; Hemiptera; Aphididae
Source: the annotation of a GenBank genome assembly
AUGAAGACCGCCUUGGCGACAUGUGUCCCGGAGUCGGACGUUUUGUUGUUGCCGGACGCCAACGAAGAAAUAAAAUAUUUAAGAGCAUGUGUUGUUAAAAAUUUUGUAGAUAUCGACAAAGAAAUGCGUUUGGACCUGUUGCGCGUAUCGUUAUUGUUACAUUUAUCGGCUAGAAGAAUAAAAAACCGGGUCAAAACAUGUGAAACCGAAAAUGUUCAAAAUGCCGAACGGAAAAAACGAAACCUAUCUACCGUCGGGGAUUUGUUAUCCGAGUGUAGUAGACGUUUAAAUAAAACACUCACGAUAUAA